UCCGUUUUUACCUGCACGCAUGCGCAGUGACUCAGGUAGCAGGUUAUGAAAAACAUUCAAAAUGGCGCUUGCGGAGAAGUGCCUUAUUCUUUUAAUUUGUAUUUAUGUGUCAUUGUCAUUAACCAUUACAGCGACCGAUGCACAAUGCGUGUUUCCCGGUUACCUCAAGGGUCAGUAUUUUGCCAUGGUGGGCGGUGAGAGUGUGAAUCUCUUGGUGGACAACGAUAAAUGGGGCGAGCUGCGCUGCAUGUCCAACUACACCCAUCCAAAGCCUGUGGCUGGCACAACUGGAUCCAAUCAUACCUUUCUCCUGAAGAGUCAAACGGAUAAUUGUUGGCAUUGCCUGGAUGUUCUCUGGAGAACUGAAAAUGUGUUACAGUACAAACUAGGAAAUUGUCUGAGAACAGCCACAGCAAAUAUCAAUGACUGCGAGGUGUUUCAAAACUAUAAACUACUACCAACAGUGAAUGAGGUCAUCACACUGUUCAGAAUGACAGACACUGUAUACAUAAACUGCAUCUCCACAUUCGAAGGCGUCUACCAGUUUACAUAUGAAGUGAAUUACGGAGGUGGUGGUAUCUGUGACAGUCCCAACAACAUAAUUCAGGCCUGUCAGGACCCCGGCUCCAGCUAUAUAGAUAACCAGGUGUUCCGAAUGACAUACGCUGUGUGCAGAGACGUCUCUACCUCCUUCAACAAAGUUGUGCGUUACAAGUGUCUGGGCACGUGGUACGCUAUCAAGGGGCAGUCCACUGAUGGCAAUGGUGGUACAGGAUAUACCUACGCAGCCAUAGAAGACACUGUCGAGAAUGACCAGCGUGAGAAGUUUAAGUGCCUGAUGACCAACAGAAACCAGAAAGAAGCCUUCAACAAGAUUCGAUGGUCUAUGUCCAGAUUUGCUCAGUGCACGAACUUAGACAGCGCCUUUGUUGGUCCCUUCAAGCUGGUGCUCACAAGAGUGACGCCGGCAACCCAGUUCCUCACUCCCCAGUGCAGCCUGCCACGCAACCUGACAGGCACCUGGCUUACACAGGGUGUCCAGUACAUGUCGAACAUCCGCAUCAACGACACCCACAUCUACUUCAACACGCGCAUCAAUGAGUACGAAUACCAGGAGACGUAUUAUUCCUGUCAGCAGUCGCAGGGGACCAGGUACCUUAUGACCAAGGUCGUCGUCGGCAAAUGUGAGAUUGACUUCACAUGCUUUGACAUCGUGUCCAGGCAUCACAGCAUUGUGAGGUACAGAGUGGGUAAGCCAUACCAGUUUCAGUCAAACACUGCUGAGCUGAAUCCUAACCAGUUCCUGACCAAGACGUUCCGUGAAGCCUGCAGUUGGACGGCCUUUGUGUUUGACAGAGACAACUAUGAGUGGAACUAUGAGACACUGAUCUUGGAUCCCCCGUCUCCAGUCCCCUGCCCCAUAGCAGGCCGCUACAGCUUCAAUCAGCUGUUCAUGUCAGUGCAGGAGAAGUACCGCACGCGUGUGCGCGGUGUCACCGAGAAACCUCGUGUGCAGAUCUACUGCCGCAACUGGGUGACGGAGUUCAAGUCGUGCAGUAACACCAUGACCCGUAUACAGAUUGACUCUGAGUAUUGCGAGUCUGUGGAUUACAGGGGUCGUCCCAUUGGAGAGUAUGAUGAGCCUGACAACAUCCUGACGUGUGUUGGGUUCUGGAUGGAGGACAUGAAGUCUUACUUGGUCACAUGGGACGAGGAGGAUGCCAUCUCCAGCUACAGAUGCUGGGUGUAUGAGAGGAAGAGCUGGACAGGAGUGUACAUGUCACGGGCACAGAAUGCCCGAUGCCCACGGGUGCAGAAGGCCCUGGACUACCAGCUGCCGGGCACCGGUCUUCACCUUGACCUCUCUGAGAGUGAACGACUGUUCGAUGACUGCCCCCAGAGGUUUGACCCCGGAAACAACCCUUACAGCAAGCCCAUCACCCUGUGGGUGCUUAGUGGAACCAGCACCAUUGUGCCAACCCUGGCCCUGCUCAUAGUUUCCAUAGCAACAGUGCUAAACGCAGCUUGGCUGUGAAAAUGGACUAAAAGAAAUAGAUACUUGAAGGUGGAUUAUAUUGUUCAAAUUGUUGCAAAUGUUUUGUUAAACAAUUCUUUGAAAGUCGUUUUUUGCUUUGCAUGACGUUUCAAUAUGGCAAAAGCUCUUUUAAUUUGCUUUAAAAAGUCCUUUUGAACUUGUAACAGGGUUCUUAUUAUAUAACUCCUCAAUAAUGCACUCAACUGUUUUAAUCAAGGUUGUUAUGUGAUACAUUUUUAUCAUCAGAGUUCAGAAACAUUAAUCACUUUGGAAAUAAGUUGUCUUGUAAGACAUUUAAAUUAUCAAACUGAUGUCCAAUCGAGCUGGUGAUUCUACUUUGCUUCCAUUACAUUUGUUUGAUCAAUUUUUUAUGUAUAUUAAUUUCUGAUGUCUUUGUACCGAAAUUUACAAAUCUAGGUGGCUGUGUAAAAAAUUGGAGCAUUUUGCAGUAAACACAAUGUUUUUAUAUCAUUAAUGAUCAAAUUCCUAAAAAGUAAAGAUAUAUACUACUCAAAAUUUACUAAGGAUUUUUAUUUUCACAUUAUCUUCAAUUUAAUUUAAUUUAAAUUGUUAUUUUGUAGGUUUUGAUAUUAGAAUGUGUGUUUUUGAUUUUAUUCUUAUAUAUUAAUUUAUCAUUGAUGCGUGACGCUGGCUGAAUCUAGCUAGGGUUGAACUUCAAAUAACACAUUCUAUAAAAAGUGAUCCUUAGCAAAUUUUGAGUAGUAUAUAUGAGACAGAAUGAGAUAAUUCAUUCAUUAUGUGAGUCAUCAAUAAAGACAGAAUGUCUUACUGUUUGUGGAAAAAUAGUAAUAAAUGUGUUAACUUGAAACACAUGUUUGUUGACAAAAUGUGUACUUAUGAAUAUUAUAUAUUGUCCUGCGUGCUACAACAUUUUAAUCUCGCAUAUAGUUUGACUCUCAUUGUAUAAAUUUGCAACUCAUUGUAUAUGAUUCAUAUAUCUUUUUUAUAUUUCUGUACAUUUUCUAUGAGAACAUAUCCGAUUAAAUCACAUUCCUUAUCAUGUUUCUGUAAAUUUCUUGUAUUUUAUUUGUGUAGAAAACAGAUGGUUGUAUAUAAAGGACUAUUGUACAAUACCUAUAUAUAACUUGCAUUAGAUUUGUAUGAACUAACCUUUUUUAGUGUCCAUAAUUCAAAGUUUUAACACUCAAAUUACAAAAUUCUCAUAGAACUUAAGAGUGAUUUGUUUAUGUUUUGAUGCUGGCUAAUGCUAGCACAGAUUGCACAGGCUUAUCUGAGACGACGCUUAGCGCACUUGCAUGAAGCCCAGAAUUCUUAAAAUAAGGCUCAAUUAGGACCUGGCGUGCAGUGACUAGCUUAUAAAGGAAUUCUUAAAGAAAAGCAGUACAUUUUAACAUUUCUUAAAAUUUGCAAUAUUAAUAAACACUUUGACCUGCAAGUCUGUUGAACGUGUGAAUUUCCCAUUCUUGUGUUACAGUUGAUGACUUGUGCAUUCCAUAUACAUUAAUCAUUGUAUAUAUUCAUUUACUAUGUUAUACAGUACAGCUUUUUUAUACAUCAUGAAAUAAAUUAACAAAUAGUA
This is a messenger RNA of Dreissena polymorpha, 3596 nucleotides long. RefSeq lists its product as uncharacterized. The record is from RefSeq and is a predicted model, not a curated record. The transcript is spliced from 14 exons. NCBI's taxonomy places the organism in Eukaryota, Metazoa, Mollusca, Bivalvia, Myida, Dreissenidae. The coding region runs from base 62 to 2035 and encodes 657 amino acids.